UUAGGUCAGGACAUUCAGCCUGCACGUGACUUGAGCAGAUUUGUAAGAUGGCCCAAGUAUAUACGUAUACAACGACAAAGGGCUGUCCUACAAAAGAGAUUGAAAGUACCACCAACUAUCAAUCAAUUUACUCAAACGUUGGAUAAGCAAACGGCAACACAACUCUUCAAAGUGUUGGAAAAAUAUAGGCCUGAAACCGCAACCAUGAAGAAGGCUAGGCUAAAAGCGAGAGCGGAACAAAAAAUUGCAAAGAAAGAAGAUACACCAACGAAAAGACCGAAUGUAAUCCGCAGUGGAACAAAUACGGUAACCACGCUAGUCGAGCAAAAGAAAGCUCAGUUGGUUGUUAUUGCACAUGAUGUGGACCCUAUUGAGAUCGUAUUAUUCCUCCCUGCCUUGUGCCGUAAAAUGGGUGUCCCAUACUGUAUCAUCAAAGGCAAAGCGCGUUUGGGACGUUUGGUUCGACGCAAGACCUGCACAGUGAUUGCCCUUACUCAGGUGGAUUCUGGCGAUAGAGCUAAUUUCGCCAAAAUCGUUGAAGCCAUUAAGACGAACUUCAACGACCGGUAUGAUGAGAUAAGGCGUCAUUGGGGCGGUGGGAUAUUGGGAAGCAAGUCCGCGGCAAGAAUAGCUAAAUUAGAAAAAGCUAAAGCCAAGGAACUUGCUCAGAAGCAAGGUUAAUAUUACCUGUGUCUUCUGGAAAACCAAUAAAGAAAAUAAAACACA
This is a messenger RNA of Dinoponera quadriceps, 726 nucleotides long. Its product is annotated as 60S ribosomal protein L7a-like. The record is from RefSeq and is a predicted model, not a curated record. The transcript is spliced from 4 exons. Gene Ontology annotation, biological process: ribosome biogenesis. The annotation marks the transcript as partial. Gene Ontology annotation, cellular component: ribonucleoprotein complex. NCBI's taxonomy places the organism in Eukaryota, Metazoa, Arthropoda, Insecta, Hymenoptera, Formicidae.